AUGAGAGUCCUUGCAAGGGUAGGCGUGGGGCCGCUGUGCUCCGCGGCUCGCGCGGUCAUUCCCUGGUUUUGGAGAGGGAAAUACUUCAGUUCCGGGAGAGAGUCGGCAGAAAACCAGGUGACACCAAUGCUGCGGCAUCUUAUGUACAAAAUCAAAGCAACUGGCCCCAUCACUGUGGCUGAGUACAUGAAGGAGGUCUUGACCAACCCCGCCAAGGGAUAUUACGUGUAUCGUGACAUGCUAGGAGAAAAAGGAGAUUUCAUUACUUCACCGGAAAUAAGUCAGAUCUUUGGGGAGCUGCUAGGUAUAUGGUUCAUUAGUGAAUGGAUGGCCACUGGAAGAAAUGCAGCUUUCCAACUGGUGGAACUGGGCCCAGGCAGGGGUACCCUCUUGGGAGAUAUUUUGAGGGUGUUCAGUCAGCUGGGAUCUGUGCUGAAAAACUGUGACAUUUCAAUACAUCUGGUAGAGGUGAGCGAAAAACUGAGUGAGAUUCAAGCAUUAACACUGACUGAAGAGAAGGUCCCUCUAGAGCUAAAUCCUGGAUCCCCCGCGUAUAUGAAAGGUGUUACUAAAUCUGGGAUUCCAAUUUCCUGGUACCGAGAUCUGCAAGAUGUUCCAAAAGGGUACAGCUUUUAUCUUGCGCAUGAAUUUUUUGAUGUUCUUCCUGUGCAUAAGUUUCAGAAAACUCCGCAAGGAUGGCGAGAAGUAUUCAUCGAUAUUGAUCCCCAAGCUUCUGAUAAACUGCGGUUUGUUUUGGCGCCUUGUGUCACCCCAGCGGAAGUCUUCAUACAAAGUGAUGAAACGAGGGAUCACGUGGAAGUGUGUCCUGAAGCUGGUGUAAUUAUUCAGGAACUUUCUCAACGCAUUGCGCUGACCGGAGGGGCUGCGCUGAUUGCCGAUUAUGGUCAUGAUGGGACUAAGACAGACACCUUCAGAGGAUUUUGUGGCCAUAAGCUUCAUGAUGUCCUUAUCGCCCCGGGAACUGCAGACCUAACAGCUGAUGUGGACUUCAGUUAUUUGCGCAGAAUGGCAGAGGGAAAAGUAGCUUCUCUGGGUCCAAUAAAACAACAGACGUUUUUAAAAAACAUGGGCAUUGAUGUCCGGCUGAAGGUUCUUGCAGACAAAUCAGAUGAGCCAUCCAGGCAGCAGUUACUUCAGGGGUAUGAUAUGUUGAUGAAUCCUAAGAAGAUGGGAGAAAGAUUUCACUUUUUUGCCUUGCUACCUCAUCAGAGACUUCAUGGUGGAAGCCAUCCAAUGAAUGCGUGUCAGUCAAAACCUUCUCCGUCACCUGUAGCUGGGUUUGGUGAACUUGCCUGGAGGUGA
This is a messenger RNA of Puma concolor (puma), 1323 nucleotides long. It is a transcript of the gene NDUFAF7, whose product is annotated as NADH:ubiquinone oxidoreductase complex assembly factor 7. The record is from RefSeq and is a predicted model, not a curated record. Gene Ontology annotation, biological process: mitochondrial respiratory chain complex I assembly. Lineage: Eukaryota; Metazoa; Chordata; Mammalia; Carnivora; Felidae. Gene Ontology annotation, molecular function: protein-arginine omega-N symmetric methyltransferase activity. Gene Ontology annotation, cellular component: mitochondrion.